AUGUCGUCUCUGAGCUGGCGCCACCACACCCUAAUACAGGCGCUGCUAUCCCGGGGCCCGCUCAAGGAAGACGAUUUCCGGUCUAUCUUCUCACAGCUUACCAAAAAAAGCUCAGGCUUCCAGCAGCAAUUGUUUAAUGAAUAUCUUCGGAAGAUAAAUGCAGAAUUAGGUUAUGUUCAGUUAGAACUGAGAGCAUGCCGAAACCAAUAUGAUGGCCGUGUGUAUUAUGGUGUUGUCAACAAUGUUUCAGAUGACCAAUCUAAGCUUGGGACAAAAUACUCAGUUCCUCAGAUUGCUUUCUACAAAGGAAUUGUUGAGGCAAUUAUACAAGAUGCUGAAGCUACUGGUUGCAUUUCCAACACUGAUGCUUUAUAUAUACGUUUGGAAGCACAGAUUCAAGGGGCAACAGAUUCACAAUCACAGGGAGGUUCAUCCCAGAUCCCCCCCGCCUUUAAGAAUUUCUCAAUGUCGCAGAAGGAAAAAACUCUCGAACAAUUGCUGAAGGACAAAUGGCUAUCUUCAACACCAGAUGGGAAAAUUGGUAUAGGGGUUAGAUCCUUUUUGGAUCUACGAAGUUGGUUUCGGACUAAUGAGGUUCCUACAUGCGAGGUUUGCAAUGAGGCUGCUGUUAAGGCCCAACUUUGCGGGAAUGAUUCAUGUAAUGCCCGUCUUCAUCAGUAUUGCCUGGAAAAGAAAUUCUCUCAACAAAGGGCCGACAAAGUUUGCCCAACUUGCGGUGCACAGUGGCCUGGGUUUAUAGUGAAACCAGAAGCUGAGGAAACACUGAACGACUCAAAUGCCCAUUCUCAAAACCCACAGCACUCCCAGCGUUCCACAAAAAGAAGGCGCAGAAUGUUAAGAGAAGACCAUGCUGAUGUGGCAGAAUCUGAUCCGUCACUAAAUGUGGGUGCUACAAAGGGUAAGAAGAGAGUGACUCGAAGUUCUGCUCGGGUGAGUGGCAACUGA
Striga hermonthica is the source of this 966-nucleotide messenger RNA. The record is from the annotation of a GenBank genome assembly. NCBI's taxonomy places the organism in Eukaryota, Viridiplantae, Streptophyta, Magnoliopsida, Lamiales, Orobanchaceae.